Messenger RNA from Vigna angularis (adzuki bean), 800 nucleotides. RefSeq lists its product as uncharacterized. Bases 128 to 493 code for a protein of 121 amino acids. The record is from RefSeq and is a predicted model, not a curated record. NCBI's taxonomy places the organism in Eukaryota, Viridiplantae, Streptophyta, Magnoliopsida, Fabales, Fabaceae. The transcript has a single exon. Gene Ontology annotation, biological process: mRNA processing.
AACAAUAAUCAGCUGAAAGAAAAAGGGAAUAGGGCUCAACCUGGAAAAUUAUAACCAAAACACCAUCACUGAUUCUUCGGUUGUUCGGUGACAGAUCUCUCUCACUGCGCAAACUCCUUUCGUUUCCAUGGCUUCAGCGCUGCAGAAACUGCUUCGAAAACCACCAUUACUACCCUUUAAAUUUAUUUCUGCCGUUAACCCUUCUUCUCACCUCCAAAACCCUAUUCUCCCUGUUCCCUCACAGUGUCACCCUCAACCCUCUCCCACAAGCCCGAAUACGCAGCAAUUCGAUGCCCCCACCGUGAUCUUUCCCAGUUUUCCUUUUGGGUUUUUCCCAAAACCCGAUUUUGAAAGUGGGUUUCGUACCCUGGAUGAUGGGGUGGAAGAAGAUUCCGGAACCAUGUGGGCCGACAGCGUGAAGAAGAAGCGGAAGCGGAAGAUGAACAAGCACAAGUACCAGAAGCUGAGGAAGCGCUUGAGGAAACAGAGUUAGAAGGUGAGGGUUCAAUGGUUUUGAUGCCCAACAGGAAAAAAAGAAAAACUUUGGACUUUAUCAAUUCAUUUUCUUUAUUUUAUUUUAGUGAAAGAGUGAGGGUGUCUUUCUUUCAAUUAGUUUGUAGUGAGAGGAGAGUUGAAGGGGAAGAAGAGGUGUUUAAAGUUCUAUGACAAUUAGUUGGAGUCCAAUUGUUUUGGAUUUCUCUUUUAUGAUUUUUGGUUAGUUUAAAUGUUGCUAUUGGACUUUAUUUGAUACAUCCCUAGGUUAUGAUAAAUAAUGCAUGCGAUGACACUCUAAGAACAAA